Messenger RNA from Nematostella vectensis (starlet sea anemone), 3708 nucleotides. RefSeq names its product condensin complex subunit 3. NCBI's taxonomy places the organism in Eukaryota, Metazoa, Cnidaria, Anthozoa, Actiniaria, Edwardsiidae. Bases 123 to 3404 code for a protein of 1093 amino acids. Gene Ontology annotation, cellular component: condensed chromosome; condensin complex. Gene Ontology annotation, biological process: mitotic chromosome condensation. The transcript is spliced from 18 exons. Gene Ontology annotation, molecular function: protein binding. The record is from RefSeq and is a predicted model, not a curated record.
UACCCAUAUUUGGUUGCGCGCCAUUUUUCGAAAGAACGUUUAUUUUUGCUUCUACAAGAACAAAUUGUUCAGCAAAAUAUCGGCUCAAAAUCAGCGUUGAAACAAGAUAAUAGCGCCAAACUAUGCCAGCUGAGUGUAAAAGUGUUCGUGAUGUUUUUGAGGAGGCACAGCGGGGCUUUCAGCUCCAUGCAAAACUUAUUCGCUCACUCAAAAAGAUUCAAGACUCAAGCGAAAGCGAGGAUGACUUUCGAGAAACCUUCCUUAAGCACUUGACGCAUGCCAUGAUCGUGUUCAAGAGAGAACCAGCGGUGGAAAGAAUCAUGGAGUUUGUCGCUAAAUACGCAACAGCACGAAUACAUUAUGUUGCUCCUGAAAAGACUGACAACCUAAGUGGUGACGAAGACGAGUGUGAAAUCACAAGUCACUUCUUGCGUUAUGUGUUUAUGUUCCUACUUGAGUGCCAUGACUCAAGGGACAAGGCUGUUCGAUUCCGCACAUGCCAGCUUAUCAACAAACUGCUGAAUAGCAUGGAUGAUGAAGCAAGUAUUGAGGAUGACAUAGCAGACAAGAUCUUUGAUUGCAUGCUAGUACGGCUGAAGGACAAGAUCCCGGUCAUCCGUGUACAAGCCGUGCUUGCUCUAGCCAGGCUUCAAGACCCGAGUGAUGAGGACUGCCCUAUUAUAGCCUCGUACUUGCAGCUGUUGUCAACCGACUCUUCAGCUGACGUGCGGCGCACUGUGUUGGCCAAUAUUGUACUUUCUCGCAAAACCCUGCCAAAUAUAAUUGAGAGAACUCAUGAUGUAACUGAAUCAGUAAGAAAAAUAGCGUACCGCAUUGUUGCUGAAAAGACCAAGAUUCAAUGGUUGAGUAUUGCUCAAAGGGUGCAGGUUCUACAAGAUGGCUUGAAUGACAGGUCUGAAGCAGUGAAGGACAUUUGCAUCAAGAGCGUGUUGCAGGGCUGGUUGAGAUCAUUUGAUGGAAACAUUGUUGAACUGCUUAAGUGUGUGGAUGUUGAGAACUCUUCUGAAACUGCAGAGGCAGCCGUCAAGGCUCUACUCAAAGGUCUGCCGAAGGAGGACUUAAAGCUGAAGAUAAAUGCUCUGAAGACAGACCCCAGCCAAGCAGGACCUGUAACUGUAAACUAUGACGCACUGGAUUCAGAGACAGCUUUCUACUGGCGAUGCCUCGGCCAGCACCUCAAGUCUCUAGGGGUUGAAGGGGAGGAGUUACUGGACACUCUGCUACCAGAAGUGACAGCUUUCUGUCAGUACAUUCAAGGAUUUACUGAGGGUCACUUCACCUCACCACCAGAGAUCACCAGCGAGAAACUACAAGAGACAUUUAUAGCAACACAACUGCUCCUCCUAGCUGGCGUGAUGGACUUGUCUGAUGAAGUAGGAAGGAAGCGCCUGGGACAGCUCGUUCACGAGCUGCUGGUGUCGCCGAACAUCCCAGAGCAGCUUGUCCAUGUGCUCCACUCCAGAUUCAUAGACGUUGAGCCUGACGAGGAGACCAGAAUCCAGGAGCUUGUGGAGAUCAUAGCAGAUGUGCAACAGCCCAUUGUUAUUGUUGAGACUGCAGCCUCAAGGGAGGAGACUAGACAGAAAGAGCUGAAGAUGGCUGCAAUCAAGGUCAAGCUGAUCCAGUACAAAGAUGAGAUGGAUGAGCAUGUCAGCAACCAGAACUUCUCCCUCGCUGCUGAAUUGAAGGAGAAAAUCAGUGAGCUGGAGGCCGAGAGAGAUAGCAUUAUGGAGCAGAGUUCCUCUGUGUCUCUACCCGUCCGGGAAGAGAAGGAUGACCCUGCAACCUUGCUCAAGUGUUUAACAAUUGCCUGUGAGAUGCUGGAAGCUACCACAAGAAACGGGAUGGGUCCCACCCUGCUCACGCUUGUAGAUACCUUGGUUGUACCUGGUGUUCAGAAUGAGAACCCCCUUGUACGAAAUGCUGCUGUCAAAUGUCUGGGACUGUGUGCCCUGCUGAGCUGUGAAUUCGCCAGGAAGCAUUUAGUACUCUUCCUUCAGGUGGCUCAGUUGGAUCAAGAGACUGUCCAGGUCACAGCACUCCAGGUUGUGUUUGACCUGCUCCAAAAGUUUGGCUUAGAGGCAUUCAAACUGAACCCAGCUCAAGAAAUUUUGGAUCAAGAUAAGUCUUCCACUGAGUCUGAGACUGACCAGGAAGGGGAGGAGAGGAGCAAGGAAGAAGGAGAAGAAAUGGGCGAGGAAGGGGAAGGAGAGAAAACGGGGGAACGUGGAGUAGAUAACACUGCUACCAGUGUACUACAGAUACUGACAGGGCUGCUUGAAAGUGAGAGCAAUGACCUGCGGAAUACAGCAGCAGAGGGACUUGCCAAGCUGCUUCUGUCUGGCAGGGUCCUCAGCGCGAAGCUCCUAUCUCGCCUGAUCUUGCUGUGGUACAAUCCAACUACAGAAGACGAUGGACUGCUUAGGCACUGUAUUGGCGUCUUCCUCCCUGUCUUUGCAUUCUCCUCACGAACCAACCAGGAGCUAGUAGAAGAGUCCUUCCUUCCCACUCUACGCACACUGUUUAGCGCACCAGAGUCGUCACCACUGGCAACCAUCAAUUGCAACAAUGUGGCAGAGCUGCUGGUUGAGUUGACCAAUAACCAGCACCUGAAUAAGAUGGGCAACACUACCAGCUCCAAGGACACCACAGAGCAAUGUAGCCAUGUCUCAUUGGCUCUGAAGGUAGCUAAUGAGAUUCUGUCCGACCCUGAGGCACCCGGCGUCCGAGUCCUGUGCAAGGUCCUGACCACCUUAGACCUCGGGGGUUGUGAUCGGACAAGCGUCACGGACAUGAAGGUCCUGUGCCAGCAGAUGGCUGAGGCCAUUGAGGAAACACCCUCUCUUAAGCUCCUGGAAAAGUUCCAGCGUAACCUGGCCCUUAUGGAGCACGCUGCCGCAGGCCAGGAGGAGCCUGUAUCCGCGUCAGCGGUGAGUGAGCAAUCUCAAGAUGAAGGUGCCAGCCAGGAAACUGCCGACAGUCAGGAUAACAGUGAUACAGUCACAGGUGACAUUGCCAAAGUUCCUGGGAUUGACCAGGAAAGUAAUGGUGACCAGGCAGCUGGUGGUGACCAGGAAGCUAGCGAGCAUGAGAUGGAGGAUAAGACUUCAGAUAAUACAAGGGCAGUUUUGGAGGAGGGCAGCUUGAAUGUGGAAGAUGAAGAUUCUCUUUCCUCUACGAUGCCCAAGGAAAAAGCAGCCAACUCUACAACGACGGCCAGAAAAACCCGUGCUUCCAAGAAAAAGGAUGCAAGUGUCGCUGACAGCAAAUCAAUACGGCGAACACGCCCUACUAGGCGCACUCGCAACACGUCCGCUAUCAAAGCAAAAUUAGACCUCUCUGACAGCGACGUUACGUCUGACAAAGAGAACGAAGUCUUCUAGGAGAGUGUUUUUGUGUGUGGACGGGGGGGAUUCCCGAUCUACUGCACAUCCACUAGAUAGCGAGUGUCAGGUUUUGAGUAUCAUGUAAAACAAGAUUCUGUGCAGUGCAAAUCCCCAGGUCGUAGAGCGUGGAAACAAAAUUGGAAUUUGUGAGAGGGUUUCUUCCCUUUGUCUUCUCGGCCUUAGUUUUACCACAUCUGCUUUUCAUGGUGCUCCCGUUCCCAUGCGCGAUGUCGACCUUCUUUGUUAUGUGAGCUAUGCAAAUAAUAAAAGAAAUACUAUAAAUACAAUAAUUUGAAACGCC